GGGAAGGCGCGGUGCGGCGCACUCCGGGCGCGGGAAGAUGGCGGCGGCAGCGGCGGCGACGGCGGCUGCCGAGCAGCAAAGUUCCAAUGGGCCUGUAAAGAAAUCCAUGCGUGAGAAGGCUGUGGAGAGAAGAAACGUUAAUAAAGAGCACAAUAGUAACUUUAAAGCUGGAUAUAUUCCAAUUGAUGAAGAUCGUCUUCAUAAAACGGGAUUGAGGGGGAGAAAGGGCAGUUUAGCCAUCUGUGUGGUUAUCCUCUUGUUUAUCCUAGCUGUCAUCAAUUUAAUUAUAACACUUGUUAUAUGGGCUGUGAUUCGCAUUGGACCAAAUGGCUGUGACAGCAUGGAGUUUCAUGAAAGUGGUCUACUUCGAUUUAAGCAAGUAUCUGACAUGGGAGUUAUUCAUCCUCUUUAUAAGAGUACAGUAGGAGGAAGGCGAAAUGAAAAUUUGGUCAUCACUGGCAACAAUCAGCCUAUUGUUUUUCAGCAAGGGACAACAAAGCUCAGUGUAGAAAAGAACAAAACUUCUAUUACAAGUGACAUUGGCAUGCAGUUUUUUGACCCAAGGACUCAAAAUAUCUUAUUCAGCACUGAUUAUGAAACUCAUGAGUUUCAUUUGCCAAGUGGAGUGAAAAGUUUGAACGUGCAGAAAGCAUCUACUGAAAGGAUUACCAGCAAUGCUACCAGUGAUUUAAAUAUAAAAGUUGAUGGGCGUGCUAUUGUGCGUGGAAAUGAAGGAGUGUUCAUUAUGGGAAAAACCAUUGAAUUUCACAUGGGUGGAAAUAUGGAGUUAAAGGCUGAAAACAGCAUCAUCCUAAAUGGAACUGUGAUGGUCAGCACAACCCGUCUACCCAGUUCCUCCAGUGGAGACCAGUUGGGUAGUGGUGACUGGCUGCGCUACAAGCUCUGCAUGUGUGCUGAUGGGACUCUCUUCAAAGUGCAAGUAACCAGCCACAACAUGGGCUGCCAGAUCUCAGACAAUCCUUGUGGAAGCACACAUUAGAAGAACUCCAGAGGUCAUCAGUGUGUUCUUAUCUUGACUUGACUUUUUUUUAAGUAUGCAUGCAAAUCAUGUUUUUACAGAGUUUGUGAUAACUCAACAAUCAUUUUAAUGGAAGGGCACUACUGUAUUAUGUAGUCUCGAUGUUUAAAAUAUUUUGGCAUCUGAAUUGUAGUACAUUUUAUUAAGUUGCACUGAUCUUCAAAUGAUAGCUCCCUAAAAUAAUUACGAGACGUUAAUAAAAUCAAAAUUAAUCUUCAAAGAAGUAUUUUUAAAGUUUCCUAUCCCUUGUCUAAAGGGUAAAUGGCUGAAGCAGUUCUUCAGACUCAUUACAAGGGAGCUUUUGGCAAUUUAAUGGGGAUAGAUGCAGUAGAGAUGUUUAAAAGAUGUACCAUCCAUGUUUCAUGUUGUUUUAUGGCCUCUAAAAGGAAAGACAGGUUUUUAGUGCAUUAAUCUUGAGCCAUAUUCUCCCAUGCAAGUGAAGUCACUGAGGAACUUUACAUGUGUAAGAUAGUAAGAAAGUAUGGUUGCUUAGUUUUACACUAAGAAGAAAAUACUGUGUUACAGAAUGUUUAUUUGAAAAUGGUAAAUACUGAGUUUACAGUGAGGUAGAAAUUAAAACACAAUCUCGGCUUUAACUUUUAAAUAAUAAUGAUAGCUGUCAUUUAUUGAGCCUCUUCUAAUUCCUAGGCAUUGUCCUAGACAUUGCAUGUUUAAUAUCUAAUUCUCAUUGCAACUCUGUAAUGGUGUUAUUGUCCCAUUUCUACCCAUUAGGAAACUGAUGAACAGAGAAGUUAAGCUUGCUUAAAAUCACAUAGUAAAAAGCCGAAUCAGGAUUGGGAUUCAAAUUUUGAUGUAUGUGAUUCCAGAUACCGUGUUCUUUUUACUAUCUGCACUGAAUUCUCAAAUUAUUUAAAACUCUGGAAAGAUUUUUUAAAAAGAGUAAUGCAAACUUACCUAAGCAGGUAAUAAUCAAACAAAAUUGGUAUGCUACUCUAGUUAGAAGAUAAAUCUUAUGUCAGACAAAAAAAAAAAAAAAA
This is a messenger RNA of Castor canadensis (American beaver), 2037 nucleotides long. RefSeq names its product sarcoglycan beta (gene Sgcb). Gene Ontology annotation, cellular component: sarcoglycan complex; sarcolemma. Gene Ontology annotation, biological process: muscle organ development. NCBI's taxonomy places the organism in Eukaryota, Metazoa, Chordata, Mammalia, Rodentia, Castoridae. The record is from RefSeq and is a predicted model, not a curated record.